CUUCCUCUUCUAUAUCGCGUAGCUUCUUAGAAGAAAACAUCUUCUUGUGGUGGACAGCAAUCAAGGACUUUGUAAGAUCCAUUAUUAUAUAUUGUCUAAUACAAACCAAAAAUGAGACCGCCACUGGUGAUAUUUGGUCUAUUGCUGUUGGGUCUCGUAUUUUACCUCGUACUUUACAGAGAGGAACUGAAAGGCGGACUUCCUCACUUAAAACAACUGCUAAUUAUAACAGAGAAAACACCAUUUCUAACACCAAAACUUGAAAGACACGACAGAAACAUAACAAUUAUGAAAUGGUUGAAUCCAAAAAUGUUCACGGAAAUCUAUGUUCUGUCAGCGUAUUAUGACGACAGACCGACGCUAGACCCGAAAACGAAACCGGUUGUGCGCAUAAUCGGAGUAGCAGAUAAAGGAACCAUUGAGGACAGAGGCGAAAAGCUGUUCUGUAUAGUAUGGCAUGACGUUUCGCACGACAGUGUCUUGAUAGAAAUGGAAGUGACUCACCUCGGAUCUGGCGCAUAUAGCCAUGGUAGAUACUUUCGCCAGUACAUAUUUAUUUGCCCAUUAACUAAUAUUACCAUUAUUAAACCGUCUACUAUCUCAGUGACAGACGGUUUAUUCCAUAAACAAUUUGAUUGGAAACUCAUGAAAAAAGUUUUUCCCAGGAUUCCAGUAAGGUAUCCAGAGAAACCCACAAAAAAGAUGGAUUUCGGCCAGUGCACAAGUAUAACAUAUUGGACAGUAGAUCCAUACCGCGUUGUGGAGUGGGCAGAGCUGCAUAGGAUUUGGGGAGUGAAAGAGAUGAACAUAUACGGUAGCAUGGUUAGUGAAAAAACGGAGAAAGUGUUCAGACAUUACCAUCAGGAGGGUUUCCUCACGUACACGAUUGUAGAAAGGCCAAUGAAUCAAACCGAUGAGGCGAUAUUUUUUCUCAUGUCAUCACCGGUGAUAAAUGACUGCAUAUACAGAAAUAUGUACCGAUAUAAUAAGAUUAUAGUAGUGGAUUUGGAUGAAAUGAUCGUGCCUCGUGGGAAUCUGUCAAAUUAUCCCCAGCUUUUAGAUGCGAUAGAAUCGUCAGUUGAAACCAGGCAUCCAUAUCGUAUGUAUAAUUUCCGAAACCUAUACUUUUUUUUCGAAUUACCUCAAAAUGAGAAAUAUCCAGUACAAUUGAGAACGCUGCGACAAAUUGGUCGUUUGAGGGAUAUAACUCCCUAUGGGACUGCAACUAAAAGCAUAAUAGAUCCCAUGGCAUGCACAAAUAUGCACAAUCAUUUCUGUUGGCGCUUGACAAAACUGAGUGAUACCCAUGGCCAUUCCAUUGACGUGCAUCCCGGUUUUGGUUUAAAUCAACACUACAAAAAGUGUCAUUUUGAUCAGUAUAUGGUGACAUAUAAUUUACCACCUUGUAAAGAAGCCCUGAAAAAUUUCUCGGUCGAUUAUACCAUGCUUCAUUAUAAGGACCUGCUUCUACCCAAUGUCGAAUCACAAUGGAUUAAAUUGGGACUGUAA
Messenger RNA from Lingula anatina, 1509 nucleotides. RefSeq lists its product as uncharacterized. The record is from RefSeq and is a predicted model, not a curated record. NCBI's taxonomy places the organism in Eukaryota, Metazoa, Brachiopoda, Lingulata, Lingulida, Lingulidae.